Ilyonectria robusta is the source of this 468-nucleotide messenger RNA. RefSeq names its product ribose-5-phosphate isomerase B. Gene Ontology annotation, biological process: carbohydrate metabolic process. The record is from RefSeq and is a predicted model, not a curated record. Gene Ontology annotation, molecular function: isomerase activity. Gene Ontology annotation, cellular component: intracellular anatomical structure. NCBI's taxonomy places the organism in Eukaryota, Fungi, Ascomycota, Sordariomycetes, Hypocreales, Nectriaceae. The coding region runs from base 1 to 468 and encodes 155 amino acids. The transcript is spliced from 2 exons.
AUGGCCACGCCUAAAUGGAAAAUCGCAAUAGGCUGCGAUGAAGCCGGUGUUGGCUACAAGGACGCCAUCAAGGCCGACUUCGAGAAAGACGAGCGUGUCGAACUAGUCGAAGACGUCGGCAGCCACGGCCGCGACGACAAGACAGCAUACCCUCUCCGCGCCGCCGCCGCAGCGAAGCUUGUCGCAGACGGGACCGUCGAUCGAGCCGUGUUGAUAUGUGGAACGGGACUGGGCGUCGCCAUCGCCGCGAACAAGGUCAAGGGCGUGCGCGCUGUGACGGCCCACGACAGCUUCUCUGUCGAGCGGGCUGUGUUGAGCAACAAUGCCCAGGUCUUGUGUCUUGGCGAGCGGGUUGUGGGACUUGAGCUGGCGAGGAGGUUGGCCAAAGAGUGGUUGGGCUAUGUCUUUGACCAUACGAGUGCGAGUGCAGCAAAGGUCCAGGCCAUCACGAAUCUAGAGAAUGAAUAA